Molecule: messenger RNA, 2376 nt
Organism: Physcomitrium patens
Lineage: Eukaryota; Viridiplantae; Streptophyta; Bryopsida; Funariales; Funariaceae
Product: pyruvate decarboxylase 1
Cellular component (GO): cytosol
Molecular function (GO): pyruvate decarboxylase activity; thiamine pyrophosphate binding; magnesium ion binding
Source: RefSeq, a predicted model, not a curated record
ACAAUGGAGCAAUCCAGAAUAUCUGCAUGAGCCGUUCGUUGUUUAUAUCUUCCCUUUCGGAAGAAAAGGUGACAAGACAGCCCCACAUGCCUCUGCCUGUCUGUAGUUUACUGCCGAUGCUGCUGCUGAUGCUACUGCUACUCCUGCUUCUGCUUUGAGAUUGAAUCGAGGGAUCUAAAUUCUCAUCUAUCAAGCAAGGCUUGUGAGGUGUGAGUUUUCUGCCGAGUCGAAAUGGCUGGGGAGAAUGGGAAGAAAGGGGAAAUGAAGGUAAUUGAAGACGUUGUGUCGGAGACGGAAGGGACAUUAGGGUACUACAUCGCUCGCCGACUCGUUGAGAUCGGCGUCCGUGACGUGUUUACCGUGCCCGGCGACUUCAACUUGGUUCUACUUGACCACUUAAUCGCUGAACCCAAACUGAGGCUCGUGGGAUGUUGCAAUGAAUUAAACGCGGGAUACGCUGCUGAUGGGUACGCGCGAGCUCAUGGGGUCGGUGCAUGCGUGGUAACAUUUACUGUGGGAGGAUUAAGCGUCAUCAACGCCAUAGCCGGUGCUUACAGCGAGAAUUUACCCAUCAUCUGCAUUGUCGGUGGGCCAAACUCAAAUGACUUCGGGACGAACCGAAUAAUCCACCACACGAUCGGAGAGCCGGACUUUGGUCAAGAGCAUCGAUGCUUUCAGCAAAUCACAUGCGCACAGAUUGUAAUACAGAAUUUGGACGAUGCACACGAGCUUCUGGACAGAGCCAUAUCCACAGCCUUGAAUAAGAGCAAGCCCGUCUAUGUGAGCGUCAGCUGCAAUCUGCCCUCGCUUCCACACCCGUCUUUUAAGAUUUCGCCCAUCCCUUACUCAAUCACUCAGGGUACCGAGGUCACAAGCCGCUUAUACGGAAUCGGAAUGCUGAAGACCAACUCACUGUGCCUCGAAAGUGCUUUGGAUACGGUUGCUGAGAUCUUAAAUACAGCGGUCAAGCCUGUCCUCAUUGCCGGCCCAAAUCUUCGAAUUGCAAAAGCCAUUGACGCUUUUGAAGCAUUGGCGACUGCAAGUGGGUAUGCUGUGGCCGUCAUGCCAUCAGGGAAGGGCCACUUCCGAGAGACACAUCCGCAUUUCGUAGGCACCUACUGGGGUGCGGUCAGCACUUCAUAUGUGUCGGAGAUUGUGGAAUCUGCCGACAUCUACGUCUUUGUUGGGCCAAUCUUCAACGACUACAGUUCCGUAGGGUACUCGCUUUUGUGUAAAAAAGAGAAGAUGAUCAUCGUGCAACCUGAGAGAGUCACUAUUGGAAACGGGUCGUCGUUCGGGUGUGUGCUGAUGAAGGACUUCCUACUGGCACUAGCAAAGAAAGUGAAGCGAAACACGACUUCAUUCGACAACUACUUGCGCAUGUAUGUCCCUCCUGGCGUGCCAUUGAAGCAGAAGCCUAAUGAGUCUCUCAAGACUGUCAACCUUUACAAGCACAUUCAGGGGAUGCUAUCACGUCACACUGCAGUCAUAGCCGAAACAGGCGACUCGUGGUUCAACUGCCAGAAACUGAAGCUACCCGAUGGCUGCGGCUACGAGUUUCAGAUGCAAUACGGGUCCAUAGGGUGGUCUGUGGGCGCCACUUUGGGUUACGCACAAGGAGCGCCGAACAAGCGAGUGAUCGCAUGUAUUGGUGACGGGAGCUUUCAAGUAACGGCGCAAGAUGUGUCGACGAUGAUACGAUGUGGGCAGAGAAGCAUCAUCUUCCUGAUCAACAAUGGUGGUUACACCAUUGAGGUCGAGAUCCAUGAUGGACCAUACAACAUCAUCAAGAACUGGAACUACACUGGAGUGGUGGAAGCCUUCCACAACGGCGAAGGCAAACUUUGGACCUGCAAGGUGCGAACUGAGGAUGAUCUCAUCGAUGCGAUUGCUACCGCACAAGGAGAGAAGAAAGACCACCUGUGUUUCAUCGAGAUCAUGGUGCACAGGGAUGAUACCAGCAAAGAGCUUCUAGAGUGGGGUUCGCGCGUGGCCGCUGCGAAUAGCCGGCCUCCCAAUCCUCAGUAGAGUAAUUAGCAUCCGAGUAUGUAUAUAUAUAUAUAUAUAUAGAUAUAUCCGAGUAUGUAUGUAUUUUGCAGCAGUGACAAACAGAGACUGUUGUUAUAAGAGUAGCAAGGAUAUGUGCACUUGUCAUGUGUUGCUUUUUUUUUUUUUUUUUUUUUUUUUGCUAUGAUUUUUUAGAUACCUCUGUAGAAACGUGUGCAAAGGAUUUGGUGAGUGUGGGUGGGUGGUCACCUUCCAUCACAUUAAACUCAGAUAUUUGCAUUUUUGUGUGAUUCUCCGAUGUUGUGGAACACCUCCAAGAUGAUAACUCCAUCCUGGGGCUUUCAUUAAAAAAACUGCUAACAAACUUAA